AUGUUGUUUUACUGGGUUGUGGUAAUAUUUUACAUAUUUAGUCAGUUAGUGUUUAGUUCUAUUACAAUUUCAACAUUGAAAGAACUUGCAGAAUAUGGACAGAGUCUAAACUUGACUGGUGCGGAUUUGCAGCAGUUUAUACAGCAACAGCAGGCACAUCAGCGUGAGCUACGAGCAGCUGAACGGGAGAAAGAGAAGCAGGAUAGGGAGUAUCAUCUCAGUAAAGAAGCACUUGAAAUUGAGAAACUCAAACUACAGGAAAAGAAAGGUAUGGAAGAGAUUGAGAGUAAAUUCAUGCAAACUAUUCAAACUUUAGAGCAAAAGUUAGCUGUAAAGGAGUCAGAAACGAAAUCAGAAAAUUCUAGCAAUGCAAAGUUUCCAAAAAUGCCUGUAUUCGAUGAAGUUAAGGAUGAUAUUGAUUCUUAUUUGAGACGCUUUGAAAGGUAUGCUGCAGCACAGAAAUGGAAGUUGGACAGUUGGGCUGUUAACUUGAGCGCACUACUCAGAGGUCGUGCACUGGAUGUGUAUGCACUGUUGCCGCAGGAGAAAGCGUUGGACUAUGACGCUUUGAAGACGGCGUUACUAAACAGGUUUGAAAAGACGGAGGAUGGAUUUCGUCAAAAGUUCCGUAAAAGCAGACCUGAGGUAGGGGAAACUUUUUCACAGUUUGUUGUUCGUCUCGGUAGUUAUCUCGAUAGGUGGAUCGAACUUGGUCGAGUUAACAAGACGUUUGAUGGCCUCUACGAUAUGAUACUCAGGGAUCAGUUUCUGUUUAUGUGUAACAAAGAAUUGACAUUGUUUUUGAAAGAACGCAUACCGAAAAACAUCAGGAUCGAAGAACACUGUGUGGUUAAAUCUCUUAUCCAAUGGUUAACUUUUAACCAUUGGUUAAAAUCUGUUGCUCAAAAUAUAUCCACCGGUUAA
Molecule: messenger RNA, 924 nt
Organism: Saccostrea cuccullata (small rock oyster)
Lineage: Eukaryota; Metazoa; Mollusca; Bivalvia; Ostreida; Ostreidae
Exons: 1
Coding region: 1-924 (307 amino acids)
Source: RefSeq, a predicted model, not a curated record